Sorex araneus (European shrew) is the source of this 6143-nucleotide messenger RNA. It is a transcript of the gene KCNK12, whose product is annotated as potassium two pore domain channel subfamily K member 12. NCBI's taxonomy places the organism in Eukaryota, Metazoa, Chordata, Mammalia, Eulipotyphla, Soricidae. The coding region runs from base 189 to 1481 and encodes 430 amino acids. Gene Ontology annotation, biological process: potassium ion transmembrane transport; stabilization of membrane potential. The transcript has 2 exons. The record is from RefSeq and is a predicted model, not a curated record. Gene Ontology annotation, cellular component: membrane. Gene Ontology annotation, molecular function: potassium ion leak channel activity.
CGGCUGCAGCCCUCCGCGCUCCAGGGCGGGGGAGCCUGCGAGGCGUCGGGGCGCCGCCCGCGGAGCCCCCUCCCGGGCGCGCGCGGCCUGAGCGCCCGCCGUGCUCCCGCCGCCGCGCUCCCGCCGUGCUCCCGCCGUGCUCCCGCCGCGGGGAUGCGGCGGCCCGGGCGCCGGGGCUGAGCUCCGGAAUGUCCUCCCGCAGCCCCCGGCCCCCGCCCCGCCGCUGCCGCCGCCGCCUGCCGCGCCCCUCCUGCUGCUGCUGCUGCUGCCGCCGCGCGCACCUCGACGAGGACACUGGCCGCUUCGUGCUGCUGGCGGCGCUCAUCGGCCUGUACCUGGUGGCGGGCGCCACGGUCUUCUCGGCGCUCGAGAGCCCCGGGGAGGCGGCGGCGCGGGCGCGCUGGGGGGCCACGCUGCGCAACUUCAGCGACGCUCACGGGGUAGCCGAGCCCGAGCUGCGCGCCCUCCUCCGCCACUACGAGGCGGCUCUGGCCGCGGGGGUCCGCGCCGACGCGCUGCGCCCGCGCUGGGACUUCCCCGGCGCCUUCUACUUCGUGGGCACCGUGGUGUCGACCAUAGGCUUCGGCAUGACCACCCCAGCCACGGUGGGCGGCAAGGCCUUCCUCAUCGCCUACGGGCUGUUCGGCUGCGCGGGGACCAUCCUGUUCUUCAACCUCUUUCUGGAGCGCAUCAUCUCGCUGCUGGCUUUCAUCAUGCGCGCGUGCCGCGAGCGCCAGCUGCGCCGCAGCGGCCUCCUGCCCUCCACGCUGCGCCGCGGCUCGGCGCUGUCCGAGGCGGACGGGCUGGCCGGCUGGAAGCCCUCGGUCUACCACGUGCUGCUCAUCCUGGGCCUCUUCGCCGUGCUGCUGUCCUGCGGCGCCUCGGCCAUGUACACCAGCGUGGAGGGCUGGGACUACGUGGACUCGCUCUACUUCUGCUUCGUCACCUUCAGCACCAUCGGCUUCGGGGACCUGGUGAGCAGCCAGCAGGCCGCCUACCGGAACCAGGGGCUCUACCGCCUGGGCAACUUCCUCUUCAUCCUGCUGGGCGUCUGCUGCAUCUACUCGCUCUUCAAUGUCGUCUCCAUCCUCAUCAAGCAGGUGCUCAACUGGAUGCUGCGCAAGCUGAGCUGCCGCUGCUGCGCGCGCUGCUGCCCGGCGCCCGGCGCGCCCCUGGCCCGGCGCAACGCGCUGCCCCGCGGAGCCCGGCUGCGCCGCCGCCUGGCCGCGCUGGGCCCCGCGCUGGGCCCCGUGCCCGCCGACACCGACGGCCGCCGCCUGUCCGGCGAGCUCAUCUCCAUGCGCGACCUCACGGCCUCCAGCAAGGUGUCCCUGGCGCUGCUGCAGAAGCAGCUGUCCGAGACGGCCAACGGCCACCCGCGCGGCGCCUGCGUGGACGCGCGCCAGAACGGCUUCUCGGGCGGCGUGGGCGCGCUGGGCAUCAUGAACAACCGCCUGGCCGAGACCAGUGCGUCGCGGUAGACGCCGGGCCCCCGCCCGCGGGGCGCGCCGGGCUUUGCCUUCCCUCUCUCUGACCCGCGCUUUCUUUCUCGAUCUUCACGUGGUGAAGAAAGCUGGCGCUUUACCCAAUAAAAUGUAACCAAAAAGAGAGUGAAGAAAAAACCAAAACCAGUUUUAAAAAAAAAAUACUGUUUGGCCAGGCCUGGUGUUAUCCAAGGUAGCUUGCAGGGAGGCGGGAGUAGCCUGUUUUCCCGUUUGUGUCCUCUGUUUGGAAAACUCUGGUCCCCAGAGCAUUUUUCCCGGAGAGACAGAGUGGCACUCAGGAGCGCCACCCGGCAUGAGGAUUUGGCAGACUGGCGCUCAGCCCUGUCCUCCAGCCUGUAGGCAGCUGGCAACCCCAGAGCAUAUGGGGCCCCUUCGCCAUGUCGAGAAUUACCUCUGCAGCAUUUCGAGUCCUGGCCCAGCCUCCCCUGCCUUCUGGUGUCAGAGUGCUGUAGUCACAGUUUUGACAGGUGGGGGUGGGGACGGCCAUAUGUCGCCUCCCAGAUAUUUAUAGAACAGCCCUACACACGAGCGGGUGAUUAUGCAACAGCCAGCCCCUAGGGUGCCAUUUCCCCCGAGAUCUGGAGUGGCGAGGGGCCCCAGCGGCCCUUCUCAGCCUGCAGCCCAUGCCAUGAACCACAAGCAAGCAGCCGUUGGAACGAGAGAGAGUCGGGGUGGCCUCUGGGCAGGAGACCCCUGUCUCUGCUCCGGGCUGAUGGCUGGUACCCCUAACACGCCUGCCCUGCACAAGCAUCGUCCCCGGGAAGACUGCCCUAGGUGGGGAGGCCUGUCGCACGGUCGCAGUGUUUGCUGUUGUUCGGUUCGCUUCUGCUCCUUUCAGAGACUGCCGCCGCCUCCUGGCAGACUUGCCUCUUCUCCAAACCAGGCUCCACCCUCAGGACCCCCACGCCACCAUCCCGCGCAUGGCAGAGAAUUUGGCUCCAGCCCCCACUGUGUUCAGGACCCGGCUCAUUCUAAGCCUGCCUGGGCCUGCUGAGUUUCAGGCCCUUCUCCCCUCAGUCCGUGGGGAGGCAGAGGCGGCCACGGGGCGGGAGCUGGUAGGCAGCUGGAGCAAAGGUGUCCGGGGGCCAGAGUUUGGCCUUGGAUGGCCAUCAAGCAACGCGACAGGUUCUCCACAGCCCUCCCUGUCACCAGAGCCAUGGACCUGGUAGGGAAGCCAGAAACUGCCUCACUGGGGCUUGGACUCUUGGGGCUCAUUUCUCUCAUCUAAAAAGAUGACAAUCCCAAGGACGAAUGCCUGAGUUUAGUCAGACACAGUGUGACCCACCAACUGACUCUGACAAAAGGUCUCAGAAAAGCACCCAACACCUGUGCCUGGGACACACACACACACACACACACACACACACACACACACACACAUUCACAAGCUCACACUUAUAGUAACACGCUCACACAUAUUCACACAUACAUAGUCACAUGCUCACACAUUCACACACUCAUACAUUCACAUGCUCAUACAUACUCACUCAAACACUCAUGCUCAUACGCACAUACACUCACAUACUCAUACAUAUUCACAUGCUCAUACAUUCACAUGCUCAUACACAUACACAUGCUCACACACACAUAAACAUACUUCUGUACACUCAUGCAUAUUCACAUGCUCAUAUAGACACAUUCACAUACUCAGACACAGUCAUAUACUCACACACAGUCUCACAUGGUCACUUAUGCAGACACACAGACACAUUUACAUACAUGCAAUCUCACACAUUCACACGCUCACAUAGACACACAGUCGUAAACAGACAUGUUCUAAGACACCCCUGCAGGUGUGUGUCACCUCCCCUUUCACUGUCCAGUUUGCAGCAGGAAGGCGGAAGCCCUUCUGAGUGCCCCCCGACCCCGUUCCUGUUGGGGGUUCUGAUGGGCCGGGGCUGUGUUUGAGCCCAGGCCCAGAGUGGCCCAGGAAGCUGCAAGGCCGAGAAACCCCACAGGACACACUUGCAGAGGGCCAGCUAGGAGGGUUUUUUUUUUUUUCUUUUUGGGCCACACCCAGAGAUGCUCAGGGAUUACUCCUGGCUCUGCACUCAGGAAUUACUCCUGGUGGUGCUCGGGGGACCAUAUGGGAUGGUGGGGAUCGAACUAGGGUCGGCCACGUGCAAGGCAAACACCCCACCCAAUGUGCUGUCGCUCCGGCCCAUGGGAGGUUUUCUGUGCCCGACCACCGAGCCGGCCUGUGGGCUGAGGAGUGGACAGGCUCGUGGGUGUGCCCUUGGCCCAGCUCCAGAGACAGAGCCUGUACCCAUGAAGGAAACUCAUCUCCAAGACGCCGCGGUCACAGCGGCCCCAGUCAUAGCUGGCUGCUGCCCUGGCCUGGCCUGGCUUUGGCCAAUCGCCAGAGGUCAGGGAGGACCUGGGACCGGGACCGUGGUCUGGAGGUGGGGGAGGGAGCCUCUUCCCUACCCCGGAGGCAGCUCUGACUCAGGCCAGAGCUGCCAGGCCUGAUAGAGAAGUCAAAAGUACUUAUGGAAAUGCAGAUGGUAACUGAGCAUUCGAGCAUCACACCACAGCACCACAUACACACACACACACACACACACACACACACACACACACACACACACACACACACACACACUCAUACAGGGCCAGGCCUCCAAGGAGCCCGUGAGCCCUGCCCCUGCCCACCCAUGGGUCUCAGUCCACCUUUCCUUGCCUUUGGGCCGGAGGGCCCACACCUCAGCAGCCGCACCUGCUGGACCGCGAAAGCUGGGCUCCUGUGCCCACACCCCACAGGGCUCGGCUGGCAGCUGCUGCAAGGAGUGCGCUGGCCCUUUGCUCUGUGGACUACGGGCCCUUCUGAGCCCCGGAUUGUUUGCCCCCUCCCAGCCCUCCUGGGGGUCUCCAGUCUGAGGAGCAGUUGGUAGCUGAGGCAGACCCCAGCGUCGGGUCCGUAGGAAAUGCCUCCGAGCCUCAGGCCCCCCUCAGGAGCCACAACGGGAAGGUCUCGGCAGGCGUCUGGAGUGCACAGGAAGGAUAUCCCCUUCUUGCUCCUGCUGGCCCAGGCCAGGGGUCCACUCCUGGGCCCCUGACUCAGGCCAGAGCUGCCAGGCCUGAUGGAGAAGUCAAAAGUACUUAUGGAAAUGCAGACGGUAACUGAGCAUUCGAGCAUCACACCACAGCACCACAUACACACACACACACACACUCAUACACACACAUCCAUACACAUAUCUAUACAUGCACACAUGCACACACAUGUACACACACAUACACAGACUCCCAUACACAUACACACAUGCACACACAUGUGCACAUAUGCAUGCACACAUGCACAUACACAUACACACACACAUGCACACACAUGAGCACACACGCACAUACACACAUGAGCACAUGCAUGCACAUGCAUACACACAUGCACACCCACACAUGCAUACACGUAUAUCCACACACAAACACACAUGUACACAUGAGCAUAUCCACACAUGCACACACAUGUGCAUACACACAUGCACAUAUACAUACACACACACGGAACCUUUCAAAGACUUACCAACCCCUUUCUUUGAGGAGAACUGAGUCUGAGCACACGGGAAAGAGCGAUUUCAUUGGUACCAUAGCUCAGGGGUGGAGCUCAGGUUUUGCGUGUAUGAGGCCCUGGGUUACAUGCAACACAUGCACCAAACUUCCUUUUGUUCUUUUUUGUAGGGGUGUCUUCCCAGCAGUGCUGAGGGACAGCUGGCCCUCCCAGUGGCGUUUGUUCCGGCAAUCAUAGGCUCAGGGCUGGGUGCUCAGGCCCGCCCUCUGUGCCAGGGGGCAGGAGGAUCACGUUGAGGCCUUGAGCAUGUCGCUAUGUCCCCACCCCAGUUUUCCUGGUUUCUUUCUAGGUAUAUUUUCCACUGUGGCUUCCUGGCUGGCUAUCUAGAAGGGCCUGGAGAGUUCUCUCGGUCCUGGGGCGUCUGCGCACACCCUGAAUGUCUGUGUGUUUGACACUGAAGCCAGAGACGGCGGCAAAGCCAAACCCCAGGAAACAGCUGCUAAAGCCCCUGAACACCGUCUUUCCUCAGUCUGUCCCUGAGCACGGGCUCAGGGAGCAGGAGAAGCGUCCGAGGGAAGCGGAGCGGGCGGAUGGUGGCCACACGCUUCUGUUUUCCUGCGCCUUUCACAUCUCAACCAACCAAAAGCACAAUUCCACACGACCUUCUCUGGGACCAAGGCCUCGGCAGCUGCGUCGGGGACACCAGGAGUUGUUUCCAGCCAUAGGGCGUGCUCUGAGGAGCAGCCGAAGGCUCCACAUCUGGUAGGUGGGGGAAGGAGAGACAGAGCCGCUGAGGCCAACGGUGACCCCCACGACGGGCCCGUCCACGUGGACAUGGGGCUGGACUCUUCUCUGAGCAGCCCCGGAAACUUCAGGGCCCUGCCACGCCCCCCACCAGGCGGGGUCCCCCAGGGGUCUUGCCCAGAGAACAGCGGAGGGCUCUGCCCUGACUGGCCCUCCCUGGGGAGGCGCCUCUGGCCCGACCAACCGUCUUCUACCCGCUGUGUUCUCUCAGGAGGCGCGGGAGCACGUGGACAAGCCUGCAGGGUUUCUUAAACAAUACAUUUAUUUUUCUGAGCAACGGACAUGAAGAGUGUUUAAAUCAACCAUGAAUAAAACGCAGCCUGCCACCA